This is a messenger RNA of Cicer arietinum (chickpea), 3234 nucleotides long. Its product is annotated as chloride channel protein CLC-c-like. The record is from RefSeq and is a predicted model, not a curated record. Gene Ontology annotation, biological process: chloride transport; transmembrane transport. Gene Ontology annotation, cellular component: plant-type vacuole membrane; intracellular membrane-bounded organelle. Gene Ontology annotation, molecular function: voltage-gated chloride channel activity. NCBI's taxonomy places the organism in Eukaryota, Viridiplantae, Streptophyta, Magnoliopsida, Fabales, Fabaceae.
UGGGAUAAACUAACUGUCUUAGCAUCCUUUAGUUGUGUGAUUAGGUAGCAUGAUGGUCAACAAGCAGAUGAUUGCCUUAGCAUCUUUUGGUUGCAUCAUCCUCUGAUUGUAUCAUCCUCUGGUUACAUCAUCCUCUAGAUGGAAGACGUACCAAUGCAAGCUUAUGUGAGGAUGAUGUGAUCAACUCACCCUUAACUUCUAAUAGGCCCUCACAAAUUGAUGGUGAGUACAUGUUGACCAAUCCAAGCUUGAAGACAAAAUGAUUGAAUCUUUGUGGAUAUAAGGCCUUAGUAGAAAAAUCUACAAGUCGAUCAUGGUUUGGGACAGGACAAAAUGGUUGCAUCUUUGCCAAUACUUAUGUGCUGGUUCAAAAGCAUUUGGAAAGGAUGAAGAACUAUAAAGAAACUCACUCUUGUUUUUACCCAGCAUGACUCUGGUUCAAGAAGUUGUCAACAACAAAAAAAAAAGUCCAAACAAGAAUGCAAAGAAAGUGAAAAAUAUUGAUAUUAGAAGAAGCAUUAUUAUUGGUUGCUGCAAAGUUAAGCUUUGAAGAUUUUUGAGUUCAACUUCAAAAGAUUCAAUUUUUAAUGAGUGUUCAUAUGACAUCAUCAGGUGAAGUUUUUGAGAAGAUGGAGAAAGAAGAAAAUGGAAACCAUGGUGAUGAUGUGCAUGAUAUAGAAAACAACGGUCGAUUUGAUGGGAACGAUGAGGAAAUUGGAAGGUAUUGGUCAGAGUUUUCUGAAAGGAAUAUGACAUAUGAAGAGCCACUUCUUGCGAAGAGGAUUAACACUACUUCUCAAAUUGCCAUAGUUGGUUCCAACCUUUGCCCUAUUGAAAGCCUUGACUAUGAGAUUUUUGAUAAUGAAAUAUUUAACCAGGACUGGAGGUCCAGGAAGAAAGUUCAGAUAUUCCAAUAUAUAGUACUUAAAUGGGGAUUUGCUCUUCUUAUUGGAUUAGGAACUGGAUUGGUUGGUCUCUUCAAUAAUAUUGCUGUUGAGAACAUAGCUGGUUUCAAGCUGCUUCUUACAACCAAUCUCAUGUCUAAACAAAGAUAUUUUGAAGCUUUUCUAGUAUAUGCUGGUCUCAAUAUGGUUUUAGCAGCGGCGGCCGGAGCACUGUGUGCUUACAUUGCUCCAGCAGCAGCUGGCUCUGGCAUUCCGGAGGUUAAAGCGUAUCUCAAUGGCAUCGAUGCUCACUCUAUACUAGCUCCAACCACCCUUUUUGUAAAGAUUGUUGGUUCCAUCCUUGGAGUGUCUGCUGGAUUAGUGGUAGGAAAAGAAGGACCUAUGGUUCAUACAGGUGCAUGCAUAGCUUCUAUUUUGGGGCAGGGAGGAUCUCGAAAGUAUGGUUUGACUAGCAGUUGGCUUAGGUAUUUCAAAAAUGACCGAGACCGGCGAGACAUGAUUACUUGUGGUGCAGCUGCCGGUGUUGCUGCCGCCUUUCGAUCUCCAGUAGGUGGUAUCCUCUUUGCCCUUGAAGAAGCAGCUUCUUGGUGGAGGAGCGCUCUACUUUGGAGGACAUUUUUUACAACAGCAGUAGUUGCUAUUGUUCUAAAAGCUGGAAUUCAGUUUUGUUCAACAGGAAAAUGUGGACUAUUUGGAGAAGGUGGUUUGAUAUUGUAUGAUGUUAGUUCAGCACAGGUAACAUAUAGUGGUGGUGACAUAGUUGCAGUAAUAGUCUUGGGAACUGUUGCUGGUAUUCUUGGAAGCAUAUAUAACUGCCUCGUCGAUAAGGUCGUGCGUACGUAUAGCAUCAUCAACGAAAAAGGACCAGCUUUCAAAAUUUAUCUUGUUGUUGCAAUCUCUCUUUUGACAUCAUGCUGUUAUUAUUUCUUACCAUGGAUUGCAAACUGUAUUCCAUGUCCUACCGAUCCGACGGUGACCUGUCCUUCUGUUGAUGAGUCAGGAGAAUACAAAAUCUUUCAAUGUCCGCCGGGCUACUACAACGAUCUCGCUUCGCUCUUUCUAAACACCAACGACGAUGCUAUUCGCAAUCUAUUCAGUCCGAAGAUAAACAAAGAGUUUCAUAUUUCAAGUUUGUUUAUAUUCUUUGCUGCUGUUUACUUUCUUGGUAUAAUCACUUAUGGUAUUGCUGUUCCAUCCGGACUUUUCAUCCCUGUGAUACUUGCCGGGGCUGCAUACGGCCGUGUUCUCGGAAGACUCUUUGAACCGAUCACCAAACUCGACAGAGGACUCUUUUCUCUCCUAGGAGCCGCCUCCUUCCUCGGUGGCACAAUGAGAAUGACAGUAUCACUUUGUGUUAUAUUACUUGAGCUCACUAAUGAUCUCUUGUUACUUCCACUUGUGAUGUUGGUCUUAUUAAUCUCAAAAUCGGUGGCUGAUUGUUUCAACAAAGGUGUUUAUGAUCAAAUAUUGAAGAUCAAAGGUCUUCCUUAUUUGGAAGCCUACGCCGAACCUUACAUGAGGAAUAUAGCUACGCGCGAUGUUGUCUCAGGUCCAUUAAUGACCUUUUCUGGAAUCGAAAAGGUCGGAAAUAUUUUACAUGUUUUGAAUACUACAAGGCACAACGGGUUUCCUGUCAUUGAUGAACCUCCUUUCUCGGAAACACCGGAGUUGUGUGGACUUGUACUGAGGUCUUAUUUACUAGUUUUACUUAAGGCGAAGAACUUUACUCGAGAGAGGACUUUCGCGAAUCCGAGUAUCUUGGAAAAAGUUUCUUCGUUGGAUUUUGGAAAGGCGGGAUCUGGAAAAGGAGUCAAACUUGAGGAUUUAGAUAUCCAAGAUGAAGAUUUGGAUAUGUAUGUUGAUCUCCAUCCGAUAGCUAAUACAUCGCCUCACACUGUCGUUGAGACGAUGUCACUUGCCAAAGCUGCUAUUAUUUUCCGCCAACAUGGGCUCAGACACAUGUGUGUUGUUCCGAAGAGCCAAGGGAGACCUCCAAUUGUUGGGAUCCUAACGCGCCAUGAUUUCAUGCCUGAGCAUGUUUUGGGACUAUAUCCUGAUAUCAAGCAUCACAAAUGGCACUAAGGAAGUAAUCACAAUGAAAAAGCUAUUCUUUCUCAUUAGUUCUUCACAGAAACACUUGAAGCAAAAUAUGUUGCUAAAAGAUGCAUUUGUUGCAUAGUUUUGAUUUGAUAUAGCAACCCUGUAACUUAUGGAUUGUUAAUAUCUUUUUUUUUUAUGCAGUAAACUUGAUGCUUUUGAAACAUAGGUAUAAGUCAACACCAAUAAGUGUUGUUGUACAUGGUCAAUAAAAUUUCUUGUUCAUGUCGCU